This is a messenger RNA of Nerophis lumbriciformis (worm pipefish), 406 nucleotides long. RefSeq names its product metalloproteinase inhibitor 2-like. Gene Ontology annotation, cellular component: extracellular matrix. Gene Ontology annotation, biological process: response to cytokine; response to hormone; negative regulation of membrane protein ectodomain proteolysis. The record is from RefSeq and is a predicted model, not a curated record. Gene Ontology annotation, molecular function: metalloendopeptidase inhibitor activity; protease binding. NCBI's taxonomy places the organism in Eukaryota, Metazoa, Chordata, Actinopteri, Syngnathiformes, Syngnathidae.
AUGAUACCAUCUGCACUGCAUCCUCCUCCUGCAGCAUGUGGUGUGACUCUGAACAAAGGUGUAGAAUAUUUCAUCACAGGCCAACUGAAGCCUGACGGGUCGCUGCGUGUUUCAUCCUGUAAUUAUGUUGUACCCUGGAAGAGCAGCCAUGAUAUCCUGGUAGAACACUUUAUGAUGGGCUGUGAUUGCAAGAUCACUCGCUGCUCCUCUGUGCCGUGCGGGAUCGGCAGCCCAACUGAGUGCUUGUGGACAAAUACAAUUGACGAGCAGGACAAACAAUCUGCUUGCAUCAAGAAAAGUGAUGGUUCUUGUUCCUGGUACAGGGAGGAACUUAAUGGACAUUAAAGACCCUAAACUCCCAAGCAGAAAAUGUCAGAUACAAAUAAAUCUUUUUAAAGAAAUGAAG